Porites lobata is the source of this 3424-nucleotide messenger RNA. Lineage: Eukaryota; Metazoa; Cnidaria; Anthozoa; Scleractinia; Poritidae. The record is from the annotation of a GenBank genome assembly.
AUGGCGUCCGCGAGUGCCGGUAGUAGGAUGAUGCAAAUAGUUAGAAAACAUGUCCCCAGUAUACGAUUUCCGAACAGAACAAAACCAAAAUGUGAAGGUCAGUAAACUUAGUAUUUCCUGAAUAGUCGAUUAAUUACCGAAUUUUAAAACGUUGCUAUUUUUUUCCAUAUCUCUAGCUGGGCCUUCAUCACAAGUGAAAACUCCUGAGAUCUCUCCAACGUUAAGGGCUAUCAGUAGAGGGACAUCAGCCCAUCGAUCUCCAACUGCGUCUGCUUUCAGUUCAUCAUUAAAAGAUGAAGAUGUAAAUAACUAUGCAAGUUUACCAGCCAGAUACAGAAGAAGACCUCUAUCACAAGAAGAAAUUGAAUAUAUUGAGGUUUGUAGACUUGUUUUCUUGGAGAAUCGCCCAAACAACCCUUGAAACUUUCCCGCAACCACCCAACUCCAAGAAAUUUUUCCCAGUGGUAAAAAUCAGUUCCUCAACAAUAAUAAUUGAUGACAACUGAUGACAAUCAAAUGCAAUAUCAAUUAAUCAACUGAUAUUGAUAAUUAUCAAUAGAUUAAUGGAUCGCUGAAGUUUUUGUGAUUAUUGAUUGUCAUUGAUAAUAUUGAUAGGAUUUGAUCAAUUGAUAUUUUGUCUGAAAAUAAAAGGUAAAUGCCUUUCAUUAUAUUUCCUGGGAGCCAGAUUGUUGCUUAUGUAAAAAACAGACUUUGGUAUAAGGUUUCUGCACAUUGCCAUCAGAGGCAUAUAACCCUGAAGGGUAUAACUCUGUUCCAAUCGAAAUUUACUUCCUAAUAUGGAAUUACUUAUAUUGAAUAUUGGGCAAGUGCUUAUAGAAGCAUUGAGCCAGCAUUGUAUUGCCAUGUAUAAAGGGAAAUUACAGUUUUACAAAGUAAAAUUCUACCAAAAUCAGAAUAUUAUUCCCAAAAUGGCCAUGAAUGUCUUCCACCGGACAAGCUAAAGACAGUGGACUAAUCAUGAUAAGCAUCUUUUGGAUGUUGCUUAACAUGUUGAUGAAAGCUUGUGUUCACUCAAAAGAGUAUGCGUCAACAUUACACAAUUUUUUUGCCUCAUAGUACUAAGGUUCAUAUCUCAAUACUAAGCAAUUUACAAAGGCCAUUAAGAAUAACAUAAAAUGUUUAACGAAACACAGUGACACGGAAAACUAACAGGGCUUUCAACCAAUGUUAAUUGAAAUGACAGCAGUGUAUGGAAAAAGCUAGAACUUCCAAAGUAAUGCUGUAUGUAUACAAAUAGCAUUGGCAGGUUUCCGGUAAAUCAAAAGCCCAUAUCCUUUUAAUCAGAUAUAGGUAUGAUCAUUGCAUGUGCAUGUAUCAUGGCAUUGUGACCCAGCCUGACCAGGCAGAUCAAGCAAUAAUACAGUGUAACAAAAAGUGUUUAAAUUAUCUCAAAAUGUUGGUCUAAACCAUUGAAAAAAUGAUACUGUAGUUCAGUUAUUUGGGUUCAUGAAAACUUGCUUGUUGAUUGGUUAACAAUUUGAUUGACCUUUUAAGUUAUUUAUCGGUAUUGCCAGGGAUUAAUUGAGUGGUAAAUUUUUGUAAGUUUGAUAUGUAGGGCAAUGGUAUAUACAAUCCCUUUUCUUCUUCUGUUUGAUUGGGAGUAAUUCUGGUGGAGAGUUGAUAGUGCAUACCUGUUACCAAUAUUGCAAUGCCUUGUGUGUUGAGUUUGUUAUUGGUUCUCACCCUUGCUAUGAAAGGUUUAUCUCUAAGCAUUCCAGUGUCCUUCUCUCCUCUAAAACCAAAUUCUAUUUUUUUCUGGAUUGAUGAGUAAAGAACCACCUUGUAGAUGCAUGACCACUCAAUACUUUUUAUUGAUUAAUGCUUGAGUCGCACAUGGAGGUUGGGUGCCUAGGAACCUGGGGGCUGGAGCCACCGACCCCUAACCCAGUUAGCAAGAACACCCCAAAGGCCUGCCCUACCCAAAACCCAGCCACCAUCCCUGCCCGCUACACCCAGCCCCAGCCCAAGCACCUGUCACACUGAACCGAGAGUUCAGUGGGGAAAUAAGGACAAUAAUAAUACCAAUGAUAAUAAUAAGGGGUGAGGAGGGAGAGGAAAAAACACUAAAACUGAGCAAGACACCCCAAACACUACGCAUUGUUAAACUACAAGCACAUGUGAACCUGCAUGCAUAAAUUGCAAGUAAACCGCUGACCCAGGGAGCACUGGAAUUUGCCUCACAACAGGCCUAGUGUAGUGACGCAAACACUGGCAAAAUACGCUAGAGCAUAGGAUAACUUCCAGCUCACCAAAGCAUGCCAAUAGAAUGCUAACAAACACAAAUGCCACACCAAUACCACGCUAACAUGAAGUUAACUACUGAGCAGCAGAGUAACUUCUCGUUGUCAACUAAGUUAAAUAAGUAUAUUUAACCUCAUUUUACCUGUUUGGUAAUGUAUCCACUGAAUGUAAUUUGCUUGUCAAAAAGAUUAUUUCUUGCAAAGUUCCUGGGCUGUUCACAUGUACAUUGCCUAGUGAAUGCAAUCAACUUUCUCUAAUACAGACACCUUUAGGACUGGCACUAUGUCUCUGCCUUAGAGACGUCUGCCUUGUAGAGAGUGAACAAAGGCAGGGACCAAUUAUUCUUGGUCUCUAUUCUAGCAAAGUGUCUGUCUUAUAAAGGCAUCCAUUACGGGAGAGUUGAGAGUAUACUAAUGUCCUGAAGAAAAACUCAUUGAGAAUGGCAUUCAUUUCAACUGGAACUCAGUUUUUGCUUUCCUUCAUGUGAUUUCAGCGAGGUGGUCCAGAUUAGACAUGAUGUCCCUGCCAGCUGGAAUCUUUCUCCAUGACCUUGGAAUUAUUAAAGCUGUGGCCAGACUUUGCUGAAUGCAAAAUAAUUCAAGGAAAAAGAUAAAUAUCACUCCUUGACUUUGAAACUUUGACCAGUCAUUUUUGGAUGAAGACAAAAAUAAUAAUGUGGACUGCAGUGAAAGGAGGUUAACUUUUAUAGGAAAAUAUAAUGUUAUUUACAGUUGUUGGCAGGGCCUGGAACUGAGUUAUUUGUGACACAUACCCACAGUGUUUUUUAUGCUUGACACAAUUAAAACAAGAAAUAUGAAGAAAUUAAAUCUGUCAAUAAUUAGAACUGAUGAUCAAGAACUCAGCCAUAGUAAUAAUAAUUUAUUACCUUACCUUGCCUCUUCACCUCUCCAUUGUGUACAAGGCCUGGUUUCAGUUGUGGAAUUUUUUUGAUGGGAAUGGGACAUUAACAUGAUGGAUGGGAAAUGUCUCAACCUGGAAGGCCAGUUCUUGCAAUUCAUUUGUCCAUUCAUUCAAACCUGUAGCCUGCGCAGCAGUCAUUUCCAUUUCCUUUUAGGCCAAGCCGGGCAAGCACGAAAGACGUGCAAGGCAGAAACGAGCAAAAAAAAUUGCUCCACAGGCUAAACCUGCCAAGCAUGGUUGA